Branchiostoma floridae (Florida lancelet) is the source of this 1105-nucleotide messenger RNA. RefSeq lists its product as uncharacterized. The transcript is spliced from 5 exons. NCBI's taxonomy places the organism in Eukaryota, Metazoa, Chordata, Leptocardii, Amphioxiformes, Branchiostomatidae. The record is from RefSeq and is a predicted model, not a curated record. The coding region runs from base 167 to 814 and encodes 215 amino acids.
CGUUAGCAGAAUAGGUAGGUCAACAGGACCCGUGUCUUUCUCAGAUUGAAAGUUUCCCCUUUAUUUAGAAAACGGGAAUAUUUACCUACGUGGAGAGGAGCACGGGCCGUCGUUUCACACUGAGAGUGCGGUUAGCCCAAGUUGAGUUGAAAACACGACAUAUAAAAUGAAGCCACUGACAGUGCUGCUCGUGGCGUGUGUAUUGGUGGCCCUGGUACACUGGCACGGCGCGUCCGGCUUCAGCGGGCGCCGCAGAACGACGACCAGUAGUCGCCGCCGGACAACCGUACUGGUACCCAGUACAAGUCGCCGUCGGACGACAAUAGUGUCCAGUGGCCGAAGAAGGUCAUCUCUGUCCAGUAGGGUUGUGCGGACCGGUGUCCGGCUUGUUGGAUCUCGCCUAUUGAGUAGCGGACGGCGUCGUCGGUCCCGUCGUUCCAGUAACCGGCGUCUGUUCAACCAGCAGUGUCAGCAGUGCACGCCUGGAUACGUCGCCUUCGAUCCUGUCACCAAUAAAUACAGACUACAGACGUACGGUUCCAUCUCCGAAGAGGCCCAGCUGAUGAGGAUCUGCCGCAGUGGAAGCGUGGCGUGUAACAGCGGCAGGUGUUCUAUCAACUACCUGUACAGUAACGGCACCAUCACCGACUUCCCGGAUAACAUUGGCGGUGUGGACCCUUACGUCGGACGGAUUUCAAGUACUCUGGAAUCUGUGCUCAUUUGCGGCACCUUGCGGCACGCAGCGUCCCUGCAGGUCACGUUGCUGGUCCUUGCUGCAGGAGCGGCGGCGGUGUGGAUGGUCCACCGUGACUAAAGCGAAGAUUUCGUCAGAAUUCUCUACAGCAAAUUUUACCAAGUAAAAGAGCUGCUAUGUAUAGAAUGCAUUAUCUAUAGACUUAAUUUCAUAGACUAUGUCUUAUAGACAUCUUAUUUAUAAAAGAAAUGGACAUUUGAGACAUUCCUAUGAAGGGUUUUUGUUGCGUGUGUAAUGUCAUAUUAUUUACACCAGUCUAUAAUCUUAAACGAGACUAGUCUCUCUAGUUUUACUUGAGUAAAGUUAACAACUUACAAGAUUGCAACAGACGAUUAAAACUCUGAUAGCGUC